Molecule: messenger RNA, 1581 nt
Organism: Phasianus colchicus (ring-necked pheasant)
Lineage: Eukaryota; Metazoa; Chordata; Aves; Galliformes; Phasianidae
Source: RefSeq, a predicted model, not a curated record
AUGGACUCCCAGCGCAGCCCCGCGCCGCCGCCGCCGCCGCCGCCCCCUCCGGCGCUGCCCUCCCCCCCAGCCGCCGUGCGGGGCGAGCGGUUGCGGGCGCUGCACUGGGAGCCGCUGUCCGCGGCGCGGGUGCGGGGCCGCCGCUCGGUGUGGGCACCGCGAACCCCCCCGCCGGUUCUGGACCUCCCCCGACUGCGGCUGCUGUUCCGGGAGCCCCGCGGCGCGUCCCCGGGGCAGCGCCCGCCGCCCGUGGCAGCGCUGCUGGAGCCCAAGCGGAGCAUCGCCCUCGGCGUCCUCCUGAAGCAGCUCAAGCGCCCGGUGCGGCAGAUCGUUCGGGACGUCGAGGAGGGCGUCGGGGCACCGUACGGCGCGGAGCUGCUGCUGGAGCUGUCCCGGCUGCUGCCCGGCGCCGUGGAGGUGUCCCGGCUGCGCGCUUUCUCUGGCUGCCCUCAGCAGCUGCCCGAGCCCGAGCUCUUCAUGCUGCUGCUGCUGGAGGUGCCCAGCUACGCGCAGCGCCUGGAGCUGAUGGUGCUGCAGGAAGAAUUCUCCCCGCGGCUCAGCGCGCUCCGCGCCUCCAUCCAAAUCCUGACCGACGCCGCCGAGGAGGUGGUGCGGUGCGAGGAGCUGCACGCGGUUCUGCAUCUCGUCCUGAGCGCGGGGAACCACCUGAACGCGGGCGGCUACGCGGGCAGCGCCGCCGGGUUUCGCCUGGCCUCGCUGCGGAGGCUGCCCGACACCAGGGCCAACGUGCCGGGUGUAGACCUCCUGCACUUCGUGGCCAUGGAGGCGGCACGGACGGACGGACGCCUGUUGGACUUCCCGAGCAAACUGCCGCACGUGGGCCCGGCCUCGCGGUGCGGGAUCGAAGAGGCGGAGGUGGAGGCGGAGCUGCGGCGACUGUCUGCGCGCGUGGCGGAGGCGCGGGGUGCGGGAGCGGCGCUGUGUGCGGGGCUGCGGCCGUUCGUGCGGGCGGCGGAGGCGGAGCUGCGAGCGGUGCGGGCGGAGAGGGAUCGGAUGUGCGGAGCGGCGGCGGCGGCGCUCGACUUCUACUGCGAGGAGGCGGCGCCGGGCGCGCUGCGGGAGCUGUGUGCGGUGCUGCACGGCUUCGCGGGCCGCUUCCUGAACGCCGUGCAGGAGAACCGCGCCCGGGAGCUAUCGCAGCGCCGACGGCAGCAGCUCGAACUGCAGCGGGACAAACGGCGUUCCGUCGCCACGUGCUCGUUGCGGGACGCGGAGCUCGACGGAUCCGCCCGACCCCUCCGCGCCGCUCCGGCGCUGCUCCGGCGGAACACGGCCCCGGCGCUGCCCGAGCUGCGGGGCGGCCCCGAACCCCCGCGGCCCGAGAGUUUCCCCUCCGACCCGCCUCCCUCCGCCCCCCUGCCCCCCUCCCGCCUCUCCGCGCUGUUCUCUCGAUGGGGAUCCCGCCGCGCUCCCCCCGCGCCGUCAGGCGGCCCGGCGCUGUUCGGUUUUUUGCGGCGCCUGGCGGGCGGGGCGGCGCGCGGAGCCCCCCCGAGCUGAGAGUCGGCGGGUUUUAUCCUCCCCUGUGCUUCUGUGUGACGAUAAUAAAUGCUUUGGAAUUCC